AUGAACAUACGGCAGUUUGUGUUUCUACUUGUUUUCGUUGUUUUGACGACUUUACUCCUCAAUGCAUAUUUCGAACUGAGAGGAAACACAGAGCCUGUAAAGGACCCUGCUAUACAGAGUAAAGAAACAUUGACCAAGGCACGAGUCAUAUCAAGUAACCCGACACAUGACCAACCGCCUAUCCCAAAAGUGGAUGUUAAUGACGAAAACCCGCAAGGCAUUCGAGAAAGAAAACAACUGCCGAUGCUUUCCAUGAUAGUUAUUCUCGGUUUCCAAUACUCCAAUGCAUUCAAACAGAUGCAGAAUCAAACGUUGAUUUCAAAGAAGGAAGAGAAAGCAAAUAAUUCGCAAAUUAUUCGAGAAAGCGAACAGUCAAGUAGUAAGACAACAGGCUCUACCCUCAACUUAGAUCAUCGGUACAUGAUACCAGUGCACCUAGAUGGGAAUGGACCAAACUGCCAAUACCAAGCAUUGAGGGCUGGUAUGAAAUACGCCUUGAUAAAAAAUCUAACAUUGUCUGAAAUAUUUUUUUUCAACCAUUGGACAGCUGGUAAUGAGUUUAGUGGCAGAAAGUUCGUCAACGAAACUUUUGACAUGAAAAUAAUAAAAGAAUUGGUUGAUUUAAUCUCUGUUGAAGAGUUUCGACACCUGUGUAAUGGAGCUGUUGGUGUUGUUAUCUUCCCUGGGCGUUGUUUAAACUUAAACGAAACGUACAAAAGAGUAAGUGUCGAAUUCACUGCAGAGUAUGGAAUCAAACUACCAACUAUGGAUGGAAAGUUAACACAUAUUGGUAACGAGCUAGCCAUAGUGGAACCAUCUCAGAAUAGCCAAUGUAUUGGGUUAUUCGAACCAGAUAGAGGGUGCCAAGUACGUGUUUCAAAUGAGAUCACAAGGACGGUUGACAAGCACUUGACUAGGACGAAGGAAAUUAGAACGUUAGCAGAUCAAAUCACUAAACACAUUUGUAAUGGAGGUCCGUAUAUUGCUAUGCACUUCAGAAACAAAUCAGGAGAACACUUUGCACACCCUGGGAGUAGAUACCAUACAUCCACCUUGGCCAAAAUGCGACAAGAAGUUGCUGUACUUUGUGAGGAUGUUAAGAAAUUCAUGUUGUUGAAAAAAAUAGAAUGCAUUUAUGUCUCAUUUCCUAACUUCAGCAGUGCCAUCAGUAAAAUGUUAAAAGACGCCAAUGUUGACAAUAUUAUCACCAGAGAUGACAUCACUAGUACAUCGUACCCAAUCAAGAUCAGAGAUAAGAUUAGAUUAGACAACUAUCACGUUUCAUUACUGGAAACAGAAAUUUGUGUCCGUUCUACUGUAUUUUUUUCAAGCACAGAAUCAGCAUUAACACGUAUGGUAACAUAUGCUCGGGACACAAAACCUGAUAAUAAUCUUACAAUACCACUGUAUGAAAUUAAAAACUGGGUUUGA
Molecule: messenger RNA, 1431 nt
Organism: Saccoglossus kowalevskii
Lineage: Eukaryota; Metazoa; Hemichordata; Enteropneusta; Harrimaniidae
Biological process (GO): protein O-linked glycosylation via fucose
Molecular function (GO): peptide-O-fucosyltransferase activity
Source: RefSeq, a predicted model, not a curated record